Messenger RNA from Melospiza georgiana, 670 nucleotides. RefSeq lists its product as uncharacterized. NCBI's taxonomy places the organism in Eukaryota, Metazoa, Chordata, Aves, Passeriformes, Passerellidae. The record is from RefSeq and is a predicted model, not a curated record.
AUGGAUGAGGGCUUAGAGUCUUUUGUUAGUAAAUUCGCCGAUGAUACUAAAUUGGGUAAGAGUGUAGAUCUACUAGAGGGGUGUAGGGCUCUCCAGAGAGACUUGGAAUGGCUGGACCAGGAGCAGGGAGGUCAUUCUUCCCCUGUACUCAGCACUGGUGAGGCCUCACUUGGAGUAUUGUAUCCAGUUCUGGGCCCUCACUUUCGGAGGGACGUUGAGUUACUUGAGCGUGUCCAGAGGAGGGCAACGAGACUAAUAAGGGGCUUGGAGCACAAGCCAUAUGAAGAACGACUGAGGGAGCUGGGAUUGUUUAGCAUAGAGAAAAGGAGACUCAGGGGCAACCUCAUCGCUCUCUACAACUUCCUAAAGGGUGGCUGUGGUGAGCUGGGGGUCGGCCUCUUUCUCCGGGCGACAACAGAUAGAACAAGAGGACACAGUCUCAAGCUGCGUCAAGCGAGAUGUAAGUUAGAAGUAAGAAGGAAAUACUUCACAGAAAGAGUGGUCAGAUACUGGAAUCAUUUACCCAGUGAGGUGGUAGAGGCAUCAUCCCUUGAAGAAUUAAAAAAAAGACUGGAUGUGGCACUUGCUGCCAUGAUCUAGUUGAACAGUUAGAACAUCGGCUGGACUAGAUGAUCUUAUAGGUCUCUUCCAGUCUUGAAAUUCUGUGAUU